Molecule: messenger RNA, 2383 nt
Organism: Perognathus longimembris pacificus (Pacific pocket mouse)
Lineage: Eukaryota; Metazoa; Chordata; Mammalia; Rodentia; Heteromyidae
Gene: Soat1
Product: sterol O-acyltransferase 1
Exons: 16
Coding region: 178-1812 (544 amino acids)
Biological process (GO): cholesterol efflux; cholesterol homeostasis; cholesterol metabolic process
Cellular component (GO): endoplasmic reticulum membrane
Molecular function (GO): fatty-acyl-CoA binding; cholesterol binding; cholesterol O-acyltransferase activity
Source: RefSeq, a predicted model, not a curated record
UCGGCUGCUUUAUCUUCCUCCUCGGCGGGCGCUGCUGGCGUUUUGGGCCCUAGGCGUUGGGACUUCGUUCGGGAGCUGACCCUCCUGCGGGCCGCGCAGUGGCCGCCCUCUUUGUCCGUCUUCCACAGCGGGUCACCGGCCGGCCGCAGGCAUUUCCACGGUGGGUGAAGAGAGAAGAUGGUUUUAAGAAACAGAGUGACAAAGCCCAGUGAAAUCCCUGAGAAAGAUGGAGACCAGAGAAACCUUACGAAGGAAUCCCUAGAGACACUCAGAAAUGGUCGACUUGACAUAAAACAGCUGAUAGCAAAGAAGAGACAGUUGGCAGCAGAGGCUGAGGAAUUGAAGCCACUUUUUUUGAAGGAAGUUGGCAGUCACUUUGAUGAUUUUGUGACCAACCUCAUUGAAAAAUCUGCAUCAUUAGACAAUGGUGGAUAUGCCCUUACCACUUUUUCCAUCCUUGAAGAAAUGAAAAGCAAUCAUCGAGCUAAAGAUCUGAGAGCACCUCCAGAACAAGGGAAGAUUUUCAUGUCAAGACGAUCUCUCUUAGAUGAACUAUUUGAAGUGGACCAUAUCCAAACAAUUUAUCAUAUGUUUAUCGCCCUCCUCAUCAUCUUUAUCCUCAGUACUUCUGUAGUAGAUUACCUUGAUGAAGGAAGGUUGGUGCCUGAGUUCAACCUUGUAUCUUAUGCUUUUGGAAAAUUUUCUACUGUUAUUUGGACAUGGUGUCUCAUGUUCUUCUCCACACUUUCAAUUCCUUAUUUCCUGUUUCAACAUUGGGCCAAAGGCUACAGCAAGAGUUCUCACCCAUUCAUCAGUACUUUUAUCCAUGGCUUGUUUUUCCUAGUCUUCCAGCUGGGGAUUCUAGGUUUUGGACCAACAUAUAUCACACUAACAUAUGCAUUGCCACCAGCUUCCCGGUUUGUUGUUAUACUUGAGCAGAUUCGAAUGGUAAUGAAAGCCCAUUCAUUUGUCAGAGAGAAUGUUCCACGGGUACUAAAUGCAGCAAAAGAAAAGUCAAGUACAGUUCCAAUACCCACAGUCAACCAGUACUUAUAUUUCUUGUUUGCACCCACCCUCAUCUACCGUGACAGCUAUCCUAGAACUCCCUCUGUAAGAUGGGGUUAUGUUGCUAUGCAGUUCCUACAGGUUUUUGGUUGCCUAUUUUAUGUGUACUACAUCUUUGAAAGGCUCUGUGCCCCUUUGUUCCGGAACAUCAAGCAGGAGCCCUUCAGCGCUCGUGUUCUGGUCCUGUGCGUGUUUAACUCCAUCUUGCCAGGUGUGCUGAUCCUGUUUCUCUCUUUUUUUGCCUUUUUGCACUGCUGGCUCAAUGCCUUUGCUGAGAUGUUACGCUUUGGUGACAGGAUGUUUUAUAAGGACUGGUGGAAUUCCACAUCAUACUCCAACUAUUACAGAACCUGGAAUGUGGUGGUCCAUGACUGGCUGUACUACUAUGCAUAUAAGGACCUUCUCUGGUUUUUCUCAAAGAGAUUCAAAUCUGCAGCCAUGUUAGCUGUCUUCGCUCUGUCAGCUGUAGUGCAUGAGUACGCCCUGGCUGUUUGCUUGAGCUAUUUCUAUCCAGUGCUCUUUGUGCUCUUCAUGUUCUUCGGAAUGGCUUUCAACUUCCUUGUCAAUGACCGUCGGAAAAGGCCGAUUUGGAACAUUAUGAUGUGGGCCUCCCUCUUCUUGGGCCAUGGAGUCAUUCUCUGCUUUUAUUCCCAAGAAUGGUAUGCACGUCAGCACUGUCCUCUGAAAAACCCCACAUUUCUGGAUUACGUCCGGCCCCGUUCUUGGACUUGUCGCUACGUGUUUUAGAAGCUAGUACUUCAUUUCUUUCCUUGCCACAGAAGAGUGAGUCAGCUGUUACUUGGACUGAUCCAGCCUCUCCAGAUGGCCACUACCUCCCUACUUCACCUGAACUUGUGCUGUGGGAAGUUCACUUCAGGCAUUUUUCUCCCCCUUUUUGGGAAGGGAGACUGAUGGCUGAGGUAAUGGCAAGCUUUCCAUCUCAGCUCAAGCCUUGAUAACUGUUUCUGUUUUGUUUCUUCACUCUACUUAAUCAAGAGACUAAACAUCAUGUUUUUGUGGCACUGAAUUGACCAAAACAUGAAGCGCUUGUUUAGAUACCUCUGGUUUCAUAUUUUAACAUACAUACUGUUGGAAGGUAUGCUCAUUAAACAUCAAUUGGAGAAGAAAGGAAAAUAAAAUGGAACAAAUUUUGUUGUUUCUACUAGAGAGAAGAUACCUCUUUUCCAAAGAUGGUCUUGUUAUACAUUCUAUUUCAUUUAUUUGUUGGAACUGUUUUGUUUUCUAAUUGUGCCAGGGAUCAAAUCCAAGGCCCCACAUGUGAUAGGCAGUGCUCUACUGCGGAUACACUCCCAGCCCA